This is a messenger RNA of Babesia sp. Xinjiang, 4074 nucleotides long. It is a transcript of the gene eif2a, whose product is annotated as Eukaryotic translation initiation factor 2A. The transcript is spliced from 7 exons. Bases 1 to 4074 code for a protein of 1357 amino acids. Gene Ontology annotation, biological process: translational initiation. NCBI's taxonomy places the organism in Eukaryota, Apicomplexa, Aconoidasida, Piroplasmida, Babesiidae. Gene Ontology annotation, molecular function: translation initiation factor activity; mRNA binding; protein binding. Gene Ontology annotation, cellular component: cytosolic small ribosomal subunit. The record is from RefSeq and is a predicted model, not a curated record.
AUGGAGAACCAUUCGGAAACGUUAGACAGCAGUCCUGUGGUACGGCGAUAUGUAAACGGCCGUCGUUACAAUGCAAAUUUGAUAUAUGAAAAUGUAUCGGAUCAUGAUUUGCAACAACAAAAUGGAUUACAAUAUCAACAAAGUUCACAAGCUACAAUUGUAGGAAAGAGACGUGAAGAACAUAGACCAUGUUGUAGAAGACAUCGGCAUUACAAAUUGCAACGUCUCGCAUCACAGUCCAUAGAUUUCCUAGAUCUAGCAUCAUUAACAGGAGAAAAUGCAACGGGAAUAUUCCUCAAUUCAAACGCAGUGAGAGGAAGGGGAUCACCAUUGUUGAGCGCCACAUCAAUAUCACCGUUCUCACACUCAACUUCAGAAGCUACAGCACAGGCUGAAGGAUCUGAUCAUGCAAACAAUGCUCCAGAAUUCAAUCUUAAUCAGGCUAACGGCUUGACAGAUACACAAACACUGAGGGCGUCAACAUUGGAAUACGAUUGCGUUACAGCUUUGGUAGAACGUUGCGGAAGAAGAACAUUCUCAAGUGUAUUAACACAUACAAUAUACAGCAAUGAAAAUAUAGCAAGCAUUGAUCAAGAGACGUCGUCAAACGCAUCGAAACAUCGAAAUGUUUACAGACCGUCCUCAUUAGGCACAGUACACUCAUCGUCUUCACUAUUAUCUAAUGGAUUAGAUGUUGUUGUGGAUGGAUCAAACCUAUCUGAAUCGGGAUAUGUAGAAUCAGAUUGUGAAGAAUAUUGUUUCACAGAAAGAGGAGAACAUUCACAACAGCUGGCAGUAUCAAAUGAAAACACUUCACAGCAAACAGAAGCAAAUAUGUUGCUAGAUAUAUCAACUGUAAUAGAUGCAAAUGAAAAGAUAACGCCGGCAUCAAGUAACAACUAUACAUACUCUCCUGAAGCACAGUUCGGUGUAUUGAGGUUGUUCUUCCAACCAGAUUGCAAUGCGACUCGACAAGUGGAACACACUUCGGUCCCUUCAAGAGUUGUCAUUAACAAGUCACCCUUCUUAAUAGGUGCCGAUGCAGAGUGUGACCUAGUAUUUGAUAAUACAAAGUAUAAACAGAUAUAUGGUCGCCACUGCAAAAUUGUUUUUUCGAAUUGUGAUACUGGUGAAACAGACUUGAAAUCACUCGGAAUAUGUGCAUACGAGGUCGAAAUUGCGAAGAUUAACCCUGAAGCUACCAUAUUCGUUAACAACGUACCAGUACGAUGUCGAGGAAAAUUACGUAAUGGUGAUGUAUUGGCUUUUGGACCAAGAAAGGUUGCACUCUCAUUUACAGUCGCUUUCAGAACAAGAGACGCAUGCCUAGCCCUCAUUAAUCAACUCAAUUCACUCAUGUUAACACCAUCAUCGGAUUCUGUACAACGAAGGAUCAGGGAUAGGUCGCCAGCAGCCGGAGAUUCAAUAUUUUCACCAUCAACCAAUGUUGAACGCGCUAACAGAGAUGUCGAUCUGGAAUGUAACGUGUCGGUAGCAGUGUUCGAACAGUACUAUGGUGAUGCGUCGAUUAUAGGUGGUUUGUCGCAGGAUUGUGACGAAACGCCAUGUGCAGGAUCUCAGUCAACCGCUUGGAGUGUACCGCAAACACCCUCAGCCAUUAUCGGUUUUACAGAUAUACUAAGCGGAGAUACACCACAACGCCACUCUUAUACUAAUAAUACAAAAUCGCAAUUAUCACAAGGACCUACAAGAAGCCCUAUUAACCUCAUGUCCACUAAUCAUAAUGAAGUAUUUUCACAGGAAAGUGACCCCAAGACACCAUGCCAACUGUUACGUGUCGAUCUGGAAUCAUGCAAUAUAACCAAUAACAAUUCUAUAUCGAGACAUUACCAGGAUGAUGAAUCCCUAAGCGGGCAGCUACUAUUAAGUGCGUACACUACAGGUUGGAAAUCAGCAGACGAAAUGGAUCAGAAAUAUGGUAAAAACGGAGAAACAAAACAUGAUGACGCAAUGUCAAGAGUUAAAGCUGCUAAAGUUGCAAAAUUAAGAUCACUUAAUAGGUCGUCGGUACCAAUUGUCGUAGAUUCGUCGCGCUCCUUCAGCUCAGAAGAAGAUAACCCGUGUAUCACAGUAGCAAAACUACGCUUUCUAGGGAUAGUAAAUGCUACUUACCAGACAACUCUAGAAGACCUACUGCCUUCAAUAGACGGUUUACUAAGGAUUUACAAAGAUCAAAGCCCUAAUUCAAGACGUAGUGUACUCUCGGAUUAUGAAUUGCUAUUGAAACGUAGUGGUGAUCCACUUUCUGAGGAUGCGUGUAAGUAUAACUGGGUAUUCCAACUAGAUUUCUUCGAUCGUGAUGACCCACUCUUCCGUAGAGCCAUCUAUAGCUCACACAGAUGUGUUGAGUCAGACAGGGAACGUUUGAGAAACGCAGUUUCAUCCACCAUCGAACAAUUGAAUCGUUCACGAGUAUUGUAUAUUCAAACACGGGACGUUGCCGAGCAAAUAGGGGCCAUGACACUCCGCGAAGUGUCAACAUCAAGCAGAGACUGGUUUAUCGUGGCCCAUGGGAAAAUAACACAGCUCUAUAGGUUCUCUCCACGUGGCGGAUCAUCAUCACCUGAUGAUGAAUGCGUAAUGCUUUGGGAAGAAAACGAUAUAGCGUUUUGUUGCCCGAGUAACGAUGGGCACAAGGUUUGCAUUCAUCGUAAUGGAUCUGCUUCUUUAGAGCUGUUUAAUUUGCUCGCACGUUCACCUAUCACAACAAUAGACUUGCCGUCAGGAUGUCCAUUAUCAGCAGCGUUAUUCAGUCCCAAGGACCAUUACCUAGUGGUACAUACGGCCUGGUCGGAGGAAAAUGAUAACAACUUGGUUAUAUAUCGACUAAAUGGGGACAAGGCAACACCUGUGUUUUCCACUCAAUACAGCAAAUCGUAUGCCGUAAAACGAUAUCCGGUUUGGACACCAUGUGAAAAAUAUUGCGCCCUCAGGGUGAACAAUGAUAUCCUUGUAUGGCAGGAUGGAGAUUUCUCCGCCGAAGGAUCUGUCGGCAAAAUUUCAUUCAGCGCUGACGCUGAAACCGCGAAGCCAUUCCCCACCAACGCAAUACUGUCAAUUUCGCCAGUGAGCAAAAAUGGAGCUUGCUAUUUAGCAAUAUUCUCUCCAAAUUACCAAAAGUUCGCAAACGGACUGGUGAAAAUUUUUAACGUCACAGAUGUCACCAAACCGGUGUACGAACGCCUCUUCACCGCAGCGGAGGAGGGCGAAUUUUUUUGGAGUAACCGUGGUAAUACAGCGAUCCUAAGGACGUUCACUAACAACGUUAAAGGGUUAUCAUCGUACUACGGUGGAAAUGGACUAUACCUGUUACAACCUGGUAAAGGAAAACAUAGAACGGUAAUGGAACCAACGGAGGGCCAGGCACAUGACAUCUCCUGGUCACGAUUAUCAAACGACGUACUGAUCGUCAAGGGUACAAGACCAGCAGAGUUAGAUAUGUACGAUGGGACUAAUGGAAACAAACUAUUGACUUUCGGAAGAAACAACCGUAACACUAUUAGAAGGGAUCCAUUCGAUCGUCUCGUGCUGGUCGGUGGGUUUGGGAACUUGAGCGGUGAAAUUGACAUAUGGGACUUGAAGAAUAGAAGAAUAAUCGCACAAAGUAAAUCCGAAUGUGCGGUGUUUUGUGAUUUCGCACCAGAUGGACGAUACUUCGUUACCGCUACGACGCAACCAAGGAUGCGAGUUAACAACUGCUUCAAGGUAUAUAGUUAUAGCGGCAAAUUGAUCAAACAAGUGGAUUUCGACGAACUAUACCUUGUAUACCUGUGCGCUCCGGGAAGCAAUUUCACGGAACGCGAUCCUUCACCAGGAGCAUGCACUGUGGAAGCUACUGUAAAAAAAUCGGUUUACCGACCGCCAGGUUACAGAAGUGAUGGACCAGCGGCAACACUCGCACGAGUCGAUGUGCAAACAAUGGUCGCCACACCUGUCACACGCAAGGCCGCAUCGGUCCCCAAAGGACCACCCGGAGCUGAUCUAACCUUGCUAAAUGCAGCGGCAAAGGUUUGUCGGAAGAAAAAAACACAGCCACAUAGCGAGAACAAAUGA